Messenger RNA from Puma concolor (puma), 2178 nucleotides. The record is from RefSeq and is a predicted model, not a curated record. NCBI's taxonomy places the organism in Eukaryota, Metazoa, Chordata, Mammalia, Carnivora, Felidae.
AUGGGGUCUCCUCCACCUAAGGCAGAGGGGCCCAGGGUCCAACUCCAGAAACUUCUGGCCUCCUGGCUGCUCAGAGAGCAGGACUGGGAUCAGCAUCUGGACGAGGCCCACAUGCUGCAACAGAAGAGGAUCCGAGAGUCUCCACUGCUUCAGGCAGCCAAGGAAAAUGACCUGUGUGCCCUCAAGAAACUUCUGCUGGACCGAAGCUGUGAUUUCCGACAGAGAGGAGCCUUGGGGGAGACCGCGCUGCAUAUAGCGGCCCUCUAUGACAAUCUCGAGGCCGCCGUGGUGCUGAUAGAGGCUGCCCCGGAGCUGGUCAAGGAGCCCACCUUGUGUGAGCCAUUUGUAGGUCAGACCGCCCUGCACAUAGCCAUCGUGAACCAGAACGUGAACUUGGUGAGAGCCCUGCUUGCCCGACGUGGGGCCAGCGUUCACAGAGCCACAGGUCGGCAGCCUCACACAGCCCCCCGCAACCUCAUCUACUUGGGGAGCACCCCUGUUCUUGCUGCCCGCGUGGGUGAGGAGAUGGUGAGGCUGCUCAUUGAGCAUGGAUGGACAUCCCGCCAGGACUCCCUGGGAAACAGGUUGCACAUCCUCGCCUCCCUGCAGCCCAACACAUCUUGCUGCCAGAUGUACACGUUGCUGUCCCAUGAUGGGCUUAGGGACCACCUGCAGUCUGACCUCGUGCUCAAUCACCAGGGUCUCACCCCUUCAAGCUGGCUAUGAGGCAACACCGCGGACGUUUCUCAGCACCUGAUGCAGAAGCGGAAGUCUCAGUGGACCUACGGGCCGCUGACCUCCACUCUCUACGACCUCACCGAGAUCGACUCCUGGGGGGAAGACAUGUCCUUUCUAGAGCUGGUGAUUUCCUCCAAGAAGCGAGAGGCUCGCCAGAUCCUGGACCAGACCCCAGUGAAAGAGCUGGUGAGCCUCAAGUGGAAGAGAUACGGACAGCGGUACUUUCACAUUCUGGGUGCCUUGUACAUGCUCUAUAUGAUCUGUUUCACCGCCUGCUGCAUCUACCGCCCCCUCAAGUUCCGCUUGGGCAACCGCACAGAUCCCCGGGACAACACAGUCCUCCAGCAGAAACUGCUGCAGGAGGCCUAUGUGACUCAGCAGGAUAAGAUCCGUCUGGUGGGGGAACUGGUGACCAUCACGGGGGCUGUGAUCAUCCUGCUCCUGGAGAUCCCGGACAUCUUCAGGGUUGGUGCUUCUCGCUAUUUUGGACAGACUAUCCUCGGGGGACCGUUCCAUGUCAUCAUCAUCACCUAUGCCUGCAUGGUGCUGGUGACCAUGGUGAUGCGGCUCUCCAACAUGAACGGGGAGAUGGUGCCCAUGUCCAUUGCCCUGGUGCUGGGUUGGUGCAGUGUUAUGUACUUCGCUCGAGGAUUCCAGAUGCUUGGUCCCUUCACCAUCAUGAUACAGAAGAUGAUUUUUGGAGACUUAAUGCGCUUCUGCUGGCUGAUGGCUGUGGUUAUUCUGGGAUUUGCCUCAGCGUUCUAUGUCAUUUUCCAGACAGAGGACCCAUCCAACCUGGGGCAAUUCUAUGACUAUCCCAUGGCACUGUUCAGCACCUUUGAGCUUUUCCUCACCGUCAUUGAUGGGCCUGCCAACUACGAAGUGAACUUGCCCUUCAUGUUUGGCAUUGUCUACUUUGCCUUCACCAUCAUUGCCACGCUGCUCAUGCUCAACCUGUUCAUCGCCAUGAUGGGUGAUACACACUGGCGGGUGGCCCAUGAGCGGGAUGAGCUCUGGAGGGCCCAGGUGGUGGCCACCACAGUGAUGCUGGAGCGGAAGCUGCCUCGCUUCCUGUGGCCUCGCUCUGGGAUCUGCGGGUGCCAGUAUGGGCUGGGGGACCGCUGGUUCCUGCGAGUUGAGAACCACCAUGAUCAAAAUCCUUUGCGAGUGCUUCGCUACGUGGAAGCUUUCAAGGGCUCAGACAAAGAGGAUGGACAAGAGCAGCUUUCUGAGAAACAGCCCUCUGUUUCUGUGAUCGAAAGUGGGACCCCAGCCAGAGCCUCUCUGGCCCCUCCAACGCCUUCCCUAUCCCGGACCACAUCUCACAGCAGCAGCAGCCACCGGGGCUGGGAGAUCCUGCGUCGCAACACAUUAGGACACGUGAAUCUUGGGCUGGACCUUGGCGAGGGAGAUGGAGAGGAAAAUAUCUAUCAUUUAUGA